CUUUAUGAUCUCACACACAUUUGUCAUCUCCAUUGUUAAAAACAUUUCUUCCCAGAAAGCAAGAAUCUUUAAAAAGCCACUCAAUGACACGAGGCGAAAUAUCUCUUUUUUCCAAUAUAUAAAUAAUUGUAAUUCAUUCUUUUGAAAUCUGGGUUUAUUCGACAAAAAGGGGUUUGUUUUGUUUUCUUCUUCAAGUAUCUCUGAAUCGUUUCAAAAGCUUCAUUAUUCAUCAACUUAACUAACGACGGAGAUCUCAAGACGACCCUCGACUCUCUCACGAUAUCAAACUCUUAUUGGGAUGUGGAGAGUUCUAAUCCGUUUAAAAUCUGGAUGACGUUAUGCAGAAGCGGAGAAUCAUCACUGUGGAUCCAUCGACGUCUAUUGAGAUGAGACAGUACAGUAACAAUGAUGUUCCUUACUCAAGUGUCGGUGAUGAUGAGGUUCCGUCAUCGCCUAAAGCUACCGAUAAGAUUCGGAAAGUUUCGAUGUUGCCACUUGUUUUCCUCAUUUUCUAUGAAGUCUCAGGAGGUCCUUUUGGUGUAGAGGAUAGUGUGAAUGCUGCUGGACCAUUGUUAGCUCUUUUAGGGUUUGUGAUCUUUCCUUUCAUUUGGAGUAUUCCUGAGGCUUUGAUCACUGCGGAGAUGGGCACAAUGUUUCCCGAGAAUGGCGGUUAUGUCGUGUGGGUCUCCUCUGCUUUGGGGCCAUUUUGGGGGUUUCAGCAAGGUUGGAUGAAAUGGCUUAGUGGUGUUAUUGAUAAUGCGUUGUAUCCUGUUCUGUUUCUUGAUUAUUUGAAAUCUGGAAUCCCGGCUCUAGGUAGCGGUUUGCCGAGAGUUGCAGCGAUCUUGGUGUUGACUAUUUUGUUGACGUAUCUGAACUACAGGGGACUAACUAUAGUUGGUUGGGUUGCUGUGCUUAUGGGAGUUUUCUCGAUCCUUCCGUUUGCUGUGAUGGGUUUGAUUUCGAUUCCGCAGCUAGAGCCUUCGAGAUGGCUUGUAAUGGACUUAGGGAAUGUGAACUGGAAUUUGUAUCUAAACACGCUUUUCUGGAAUCUAAACUAUUGGGAUUCGAUCAGCACACUAGCUGGUGAAGUCGAAAACCCAAACCAUACGCUUCCAAAGGCUUUGUAUUAUGGUGUGAUCUUAGUUGCUUGUUCUUACAUCUUCCCUCUUUUGGCUGGAAUCGGGGCAAUCCCGCUAGAGCGUGAGAAAUGGACAGAUGGGUAUUUUUCUGACGUGGCCAAAGCUCUCGGUGGAGCAUGGUUGAGAUGGUGGGUUCAAGCGGCUGCAGCUACAUCAAACAUGGGAAUGUUUCUAGCCGAGAUGAGUAGUGACUCUUUUCAGCUUCUCGGAAUGGCUGAGCGCGGUAUGCUUCCCGAGUUCUUUGCCAAAAGGUCACGUUACGGGACACCUUUACUAGGGAUUCUGUUUUCAGCUUCAGGCGUUGUGCUCUUGUCCUGGCUAAGCUUUCAAGAGAUUGUAGCUGCAGAGAACUUACUCUACUGCGUUGGAAUGAUCUUGGAGUUUAUAGCAUUUGUUAGAAUGAGAAUGAAACACCCGGCUGCAUCAAGACCGUACAAAAUACCUAUUGGAACCACAGGUUCGAUCCUCAUGUGUGUCCCUCCAACCAUACUGAUCUUUGCUGUUGUAGCACUCUCGUCUCUUAAAGUAGCUGCAGUGAGCAUUGUGAUGAUGAUCAUUGGUUUCGUAAUGCAUCCUUGUCUGAACCAUAUGGAUCGAAAGAGAUGGCUCAAGUUCUCCAUCAGUUCUGACUUACCGGACCUUCAGCAGGAGACUCGGGAGUACGAAGAAACUCUAAUACGUUAGCAGUGUUCUUUGUUCUUUGCCUCAUCUAUGUUUAAGUACAGAGCCAAAAAGCUUGAAUUUUAUGGUCUGUUCAGUGUUCUCUGCUUAUUCACAGCUUGUUCUAAAAGUUGUAGUUUUUUCGUAAAUACGGUUUUAAUAAAAUGUGCAAUGCUUUUGUAUCU
Messenger RNA from Arabidopsis lyrata subsp. lyrata, 1984 nucleotides. Its product is annotated as probable polyamine transporter At1g31830. The record is from RefSeq and is a predicted model, not a curated record. Gene Ontology annotation, molecular function: transmembrane transporter activity. Gene Ontology annotation, cellular component: membrane. Gene Ontology annotation, biological process: transmembrane transport. NCBI's taxonomy places the organism in Eukaryota, Viridiplantae, Streptophyta, Magnoliopsida, Brassicales, Brassicaceae. The transcript has 2 exons. The coding region runs from base 339 to 1823 and encodes 494 amino acids.